UGAACCACUGUUUUCAAAAAAUGAACAAAAACAAAAUAAACAUUUAUCCAGCUGUUUCUUCAUGUGGUUAAGAUUAAUGAAGACCACCAGUGUAGAUAAGAUGAGCACAGAAAAGGCCACCACUAUCAACAUGACAACAAAUCAAAUUUCAUGUCAUAUAGUAUCUUAUCUUGACAUAUUCAGUCUGCAGAUCCAAGAUGGAAGAAUUUGCUGACUAACACACAUUUUCUGUUUCCUUGAACAACGCCACUCAAGGCAUCAUGCAUUACUGUAAGUCUGUAUAAAAUAUUGGGAUGUAGUUUUAUAGCAGCCUUUUUCCAUCCUUGUGACUCAAGUUCCAGGUAUAAUCUGUAGAUAAUUUGUUUGGAACACCUUUAGCUGAAACAUUAAUGCCUUUAGGGCACACAGUAGCACACUUGACAGCUGUCCAAAGAGGUCAGUGGUAUUAGUUUUCUAAGGUUUAUGAGACCUUGACUGGUUAUAUGGACAAUUUGAUCUUCUCACAUUCUUACUGUGUACAGACUGUGUUAAUGUUUGCACUCUGUCAUGUGUGUGUUUAUAGUUUUCCAUUAAAUCUGGCCAGUCCCUCUGUCCCUGGCACAUAUAAUCUGAUGAUCAGUUGCAAGGCCAGUCAAGUAGGUUGGCUGGAGAAGAGUCGAUUAAGCUGAGGGGAAUCACCUUCAAAUGAUUUGUGAUUUGUGAAUUUAAAUAAUGCAUAAACUGGGUGCUCUCUCUUCUGGCUGCUGAUGUUGUCUUUCCUGGUUAAAUAUAGGUUAAAUGAAAUAUCUGAAAAAAGUACAAGAACCUCAUAAGAGAUAGUCUCCAUUAGGAUUUAGUCUCAGCUUUUGAUGACUUACUGUAGCUUUAUGCUAUUCUACAGUGGUGUAGAAAUCUUCCUGAUUUCUUAUUUUUUUGCAUGUUUGUCACACUUAAAUGUUUCAGAUCAUCAAACAAAUUUAAAUAUUAGUCAAAGAUAACACAAGUAAACACAAAAUGCAGUUUUUAAAUGAAGUUUGUUAUUAUUAAGGGGAAACAAAAUCCAAACCUACAUGGCCCUGUGUGAAAUAGUGAUUGCCCCCCUAAACCUAAUAACUGGUUGGGCCACCCUUAGCAGCAACAACUGCAAUCAAGCGUUUGCGAUAACUUACAAUGAGUCUUUUACAGCGCUGCGCCCACUCACUUUGCAGAAUUGUUGUAAUUCAGCCACAUUUGAGGGUUUUCGAGCAUGAACUGCCUUUUUAAGGUCAUGCCAUAGCUUCUCAGAUCUAACGAAGAGUGACGAGAUAAAGAGCCAACUGAGACCUUAUGCUAUGUCUUUGAAUUACCUUUUAUUAUUAUUUCAUUUCCUCAUUCUACUCUUAUAAUGCUUAACUUAUAAGAAACUAUUUUGAAUGACUACUUUUAGUUGGCUCUUUGUCUCGUCACUUCAAAAUCCUUAAAUCAACUUUGUUUCCUAAUCCCGCCUCCCCUCUAUUUUUACAAGUGCUUAAGGAAAAGGUACCAAUGAGAUUAAAUGGAUGACAUCCCUGCUGCUUGCCCUUGAUCUAGAAGUCUGGUGUAUUAAAUGCCUAUCUAUUGUACUCACAGUAAGUCAGAGAGGGGAAGCUCUUCCUCUCUCUGGACUACAAGCCCCAACUGAGCCAGAAAAACAGAAGAAUCUGCUAUUCACUGGGAUAUCAGUUCCUGCAGGACCAGACACAAUCUUUCUGAUCUUUCAGCAAGAUACCAUGUGUUGCUAGUAUCUUUUUCCUGAAGUGUUUCCUGUUUGUUUGUUUUUUUCACUGGCUUCCUUCCUUGAAACACAGUUGCUAUGGCUUCAGAGAAUCUUCAGCUGCAGAGAUGUAUGCAAAACCGCCGCUCAACUGUCAACUGUCUGUCAAAGGAUAUAGAGGACAACAAAACAUUCCCAUUUUCUCAGGAGAAAACAGUCAAAGCAUGGAGAUCUCUGGAGAAUCUGGACAGUCCUGGCAUCAAAGCAGAGUGCCCCAAAGUAGAGGACAGACCUGAAUGGCAACAGAGCAUCAAUGUUAAUGUUGGGGGGAAAGUGUUUCAUAUCCCCAAACAGUGUGCUGUUAAAUAUCCUAAAACCCGGAUAGGCUCAUUGGCCCUCUGCAGGGACCGAGCAAAACUCCUCACACUGUGCGACGACUACUCUGUGCGCAAGAACGAGUUCUUCUUUGACCGUGACCCUGUCUUCUUCCACCACAUCUGCCAUUUCUACACAAGUGGAUUGCUGUGGGUCAUACAGGAAAUGUGCCCCAUCAACUUCGAGGAGGAGAUCGCAUACUGGGGCCUGAGUCUGAAGGACACCCAGCUCUGCUGCUGGAUGCUGUUCGAGGAGAGGGUCGACGAGGUAAAGGACAACCUGAAGGUGGACAGAGAGCUUAUGGCUGAGAUUGAGGUGAAGUAUGAUGACAAGUGUUUCAAGGACAUGAUCUUUGGUAAUAUGCGGAAGACUAUAUGGAACGUGGUGGAGGAUCCGUACUCUUCACCUCUGGCAAAGACUUUCACUGUGCUCUCCAACCUUUUUGUGCUCUUCUCCAUCGCUGCAAUGACUCUCAACACUGUGGAGGAACUUCAAACAUAUAGAAUCAACAACAAAACGCACAUGGAAUGGGUGGAGAUCAUCACCAUUGUGUUCUUCACUUUUGAAUAUUUAAUUCGCCUUGUCACCACUCCUAACAUCAAAAUGUUUUUGAAGAGUGGACUCAACUUCGUGGACAUGGUGGCAGUCAUGCCUUAUUUCAUGCAGAUCGUAUUCAAAGCCUUUACAGACACUGAUGACAUGAAUGCACAGAAAGACCUCACGGCCAUGGCUCAGGUCAGCAAGCUCAGCCACGUCCUCAAAGUCGUCAAGCUGCUGCGGAUCUUUCGGAUUUUGAAGCUGGCUCGACACUCGACUGGCAUGAGAGCGUUUGGGUUCACUCUGCGGCAGUGUUACCAGCAGGCCUCUUGCAUUUUACUCUUCAUUGCCAUGGGAAUCUUCACUUUCUCUGCUCUCCUUCAUUCAGCAGAGAGGGAAACUGAGGGAUCUCCUAUCAGCAGUAUCCCAUAUGCCUGGUGGUGGGCUGCAGUCAGCAUCUCUACCGUGGGCUACGGGGAUGUGGUUCCUGUGACUGUCCUGGGCCGCAUUGUGGCCUUUGGCUGCAUCUCAUUUGGUAUCAUCCUCAACGGCAUGCCGAUCUCUUUCCUCUUUAACAAGUUCUCUGAUUACUAUGCCAAGCUAAAAGCCCAGGAGUACAACACUACCUUAGUGCAGCGGCGCUUUCAGCUGAAGAGGCGCAUCCAACACAAAAUGGACAAAAUGUGUUUUCAUCCCUUGGAGGAAGAUGCUGGUACAGACAGCCGCUGCACAUGCCCACACUGAGUGAAUCUUAAAAUGCAAAGUGAUAAUUUAUGGGGUGUCUUCAGUGUGAAUGUGUUGCUUGGUAAACUUGAAACAGAAUCUUCAUGAAUGACAAUGUGUUAGGUACAGGGGAAAUAAUCUAACAAUAAAUGAAAGUACAAAGAGGAUGUACUACUUAAAAUUAAAGUCAACAUUUGGGAACGGCUUGACAGUGAAAGAAACAUUCUGGUUAAAAGAAGAUAACUUGAGUUCUUCACAUGGUGGAGGAUGAUGAGGAAUACCACUUUUUGUUGGAUGGAUGUAUGGAUUUUUUAACAUGUUUUCCUUUUGGGUUGAAUUAUUUUGAUUUAUUGGGGUUAGCUUGCCUAACUUGUCCUGUUAAAAUUCCUCUUUUUGAAUAUUUUGUCAAAUGUUUCUACAUUAAGAUAGACAUGAAACCUGAACGCUGGGCAUUGUACAUUGACAUCUGACGACUAGUUUGUCAUAAAGUGGUAGGAAACACCCUGCUGCUUGAGGUUUCCUCAAGUCAUUUCCUGUGAUCUGAAAACUGGGGCACUAAGCUCCUGCUCACUGGCUGAGUGCCUUAAAAUGUAAGAUUUGAUUGAUAAAAGUUGGAGAUGCAACAUGGCAUUUUAUGCAGAAUUUCUAUUAUUCCAAAUAAUUUUAACACUAUAUAUACUAUACUAUAUGUGUAUACAGUAUAUAUGUAAAAUAGUUUAAGCAAAAGCUCGAAAUUUUAGGAAAUAUGUUUAUUUGCGUUCCAGCGGAGAGUUCAAUGAGAAGAUCAAUACCACUCACAUAUCUAUCCCUUGAGUAUGAAACUACAACCAGCAGCUGGUAAGCGUAGCCAGUUAGUUUCUCCCUGUAUCUGGUCUUUGUGCUAAGCUGACCAGCUGCUAGCUGUAACCUUAUAUUUACCGUACAGGUAUGAGAGUGGUAUUAGAGUGGUAUCUUCUCAUCUAACGCUCUGCCAGAAUAAGUGUUUUUCCCAAAAUAUCAAACUUUUGCUUUAAAAGGUGGGGUAUGCAAUUCUGGAGAAAUGCAAUACCAUGUCCAAUACUAUAAUUAGAGCAAAGAACGACACAUCAAGUAAUAUAACUAACGUUAGCUAGGUUGUGCGUUAGCAAACUGAACCUAUAGUUGCUGCUGCAAAGCUAACAGCCAGAGAGGACGAGACGAUUUCCCAGAGCCAGCAGACCAGCUCCAGACAGCGACACUCACAACUCUCCUGCUACUAUAGCUAACAUCACAACAACAGCAUAUCUUGGCAAACUAGAAAGUAAGAUGAAUGUCGGUGGGCAAAUCAUUUAACGUUACCUGACACACAAAUCAUGGCUAGAAUAGUGUUGCGUCACGAGUCCGAGCCACUUUGUUAGUUUCCCAUUUACAGAGCCAGGGCUGUGUCCAAACACCAGAGUUUUUUUCAGUGCACACACUGAACGGACAGCUAGCGGACCGUAAGGACAUAUUCACUGAAUUUGACGAAAAGAUGUGUGCUGGAUUAGAAUCGCGUACCCCGCCUUUAAUCAAAUAUAAUAAAAUCAAUUAUCUUGGUCAGCCAUGUGUUUCAAGAUUUAUGGCAUAAAACAGUCUUGCUCGAAUACUGGUAACAAAAUUAAUAUCUCAACUUGAGAUUGAAAGUUAAUUCUUGACCAUGGAAACCAGAGUUGAAACAAACAAAACAGUCUCACCACAACGCCACGUUUAGGCCAACAUGGACAAGAAGUCUUUAAAAGAGUACUCCACUGAUUUAGCAUUGCACUUCUAACAUUGUCGGGCUCACAGUUUGGAAAAAAACAAAAACAAAACAGGAUCAGAAUCCAUGCAGCAGUACCAGAGAUAUCGUCUUUUUAUCCUACACAUUCUUCUCCCUUGUCAAAACCUGGCACCUAUAUUACCCACAAUGCAACAUGGCCGCCAACAGUUCAGCAUGUGUUAUGCUGGUAGCAGCUAAUAUUGCCACUAGCCUCAAGCAGAGUCUUUUACAACCAAUUCACACUUUAUUGGAAAGUCAGCAGGACUAAUGGGAAGGGGCAUAAUUCUUCGGAGCGAAGCCUUCGGCGUCGUACCUGGUAACUCCAGGGAAGUAGCGAUGGUUCCAGCAUGAAGACUGAAGCAGCGGUCACCUGUCUGACUCGGUUUAGAUGCCGCGUGGAUCUGGACAGGCAGACUGGUCCGUGAGACGAGGAGCAGGUGGUACCGUGUAGACCUGGGCUGGCCGUGUGGUGGAUUUGGUGGUGGGAUGUGGAGACUGACCGUCAGCGGAACCAAGAUCAUGGAGCAGGUUGCAGCCAAAGGGUGUGGCUCCGUGGUGGAGUUGUUGUAGUCAGGAAACGUGGAGUGGCUGGAGGCAGGCAGGCUGACAGAAAUCCAGACAAAGGCAGGAAUUGUGAUCACCAUCCUGAGGCAGAGCAAAAGAGGAUUAAAAAAACAAACAAAACGAGGCAA
Molecule: messenger RNA, 5794 nt
Organism: Siniperca chuatsi (mandarin fish)
Lineage: Eukaryota; Metazoa; Chordata; Actinopteri; Centrarchiformes; Sinipercidae
Product: potassium voltage-gated channel subfamily V member 2-like
Exons: 2
Coding region: 1811-3367 (518 amino acids)
Biological process (GO): potassium ion transmembrane transport; protein homooligomerization
Cellular component (GO): membrane; voltage-gated potassium channel complex
Molecular function (GO): delayed rectifier potassium channel activity
Source: RefSeq, a predicted model, not a curated record